Messenger RNA from Pezoporus flaviventris, 955 nucleotides. RefSeq names its product T-cell surface glycoprotein CD3 delta chain. Gene Ontology annotation, biological process: positive thymic T cell selection; cell surface receptor signaling pathway. The transcript has 5 exons. Gene Ontology annotation, molecular function: transmembrane signaling receptor activity. The record is from RefSeq and is a predicted model, not a curated record. Lineage: Eukaryota; Metazoa; Chordata; Aves; Psittaciformes; Psittacidae. The coding region runs from base 181 to 705 and encodes 174 amino acids. Gene Ontology annotation, cellular component: membrane; external side of plasma membrane; alpha-beta T cell receptor complex.
CGCCGUUCUCUGUCACUCCAUGGCUGGGGUGAGGAGGCAGGCACAGGGCACCUCAGGCAUCCUUCAGCUGCCGUGCGAGGGAGGCUCCAACCCUCGGCAUCCGGUACCUGACGAAGGCGGGUGGUGCCUUUCCACGUCCUCUCCUCCGAGCAGGGGAAAGAGCCGCCACCGCUUGGUGCCAUGCGGAGGGGAAUGGCGCUGGGUGCCUGGGUGCUCCUGGCCAGCCUGGCCGGGGCCAGCUGGGGUGUCGGAGGACAGAAGAUAACCGUGAAAGAAGCCAGCGGGAAGGUGUUCCUAGAGUGUCCAGUGGGCAGCAACAGUCAAAUUGUAUGGUACAAAGAUGGGAAUUGGGUAGAAAACACAACACAGCUGGAUUUGGGUGCAAUUUACGAUGAUCCCAGAGGUAUCUAUACAUGUGAAGCAGACAAAGGAAAGAGAAGCCCUCCCUUCCAGGUGCACUACCGAAUGUGCCAGAACUGCAUCGAAGUGGAUGCUGCCACCAUCUCGGGGAUCGUGGUGGCAGAUGUCGUCGCCACCGUCUUCCUGGCGGUGGCUGUGUAUUGUAUCACUGGGCAGGACAAGGGACGCAUGUCACGAGCUUCUGACAGACAGAACCUGAUUGCCAAUGAGCAGCUCUACCAGCCCCUUGGUGAGCGUGACAACGAGCAGUACAGCCGGCUGGUACCUGCCAAGGGCCGCAAGUGAAGUGGGAAGAUGCUGGAACCUGUGAGUCCUUCACACCAGGGGUGCUCCCGCAGCAAAGCCACCACCAGUGCCCAACAGCAUUGGUACCCUGCUCUGGCACUGCCUUUGUAAGCUUCCUGCUGGCAGAAGACAGUGUGAGUUUUUCCCUGGAGAGCCCUGCAGCUCCUUGCUGGGAUGUGCUGCUCGCAGCACUCUGCCCUUCCCGUGACCUCGUGCAUUUCUGUAUCGCUCCUAUUAAAGAUGAGCCUAU